AUUCUCGGUUGUUUUCUUUCAGACCUUCCUUUAACUGAUUACCAAUUAAAAAAUGGCCGACGCUGUCAUCAGUACAGUAGUACAAGUGGCUCUGUCUAUGGCUAUCUCAAUCCUUGAAGACCCAAUCAACCUUGCAUGGGAUUUUAAGGACCAGCUGAACAAGCUUCGUUCCUCACUCGCUCUCACUCAAGCUUUCUUGCAAGAUGCACAGAAGAGACAACUUGAUGAGCCUGUCAAAGUCUGGUUGGAGCAGCUGAGCAAUAUUGCUUGUAAGGCUAAUGAUGUCUUGGAUGAGCUUGCUUACAAACAUAUUCGCAUGAAGGUGGAGACCCGAAAGAGAACAAAGGUCAGCAACUUCUUUUCUCCCUCCAAAAAUACCCUGGCAAUUACUCUAAAGAUGGCCAAAAAGGUUAAGAGUAUUAACCAAUCCAUUAAGGAUGUUAACUGUUGGGCCACUGAGUUAGGACUCCAACAACGAGUUCAAGUUUCAGUUCCUGUGUCUAGUGGAGUAGGAGGCACCCACUCCCUUGUUGACUCAUCUCGUGUUGUGGGAAGGAAAGCUGAUAUCCAAAGAGUAGUUGAUCUCUUGAUUGGUUCAACGGCUCACCAAAGUUUGUCAAUAGCAUCCAUAAUAGGCAUGGCUGGUAUGGGAAAAACCACUUUAGCAAAAUCUGUAUGCAACAAUGACGAAGUACAGAACCAUUUUAAGACAAUAAUAUGGGUCUGUGUAGCUGAAAAUUUUGAUGCCCGAAGGAUUUUAGUAGAGAUGUUAGAAUCUCUAACUAGAAAGCCUUGUGAGAUCAAGAACCAGGAUGUUGUACUUCGUGAAAUACAAAAGGAGUUGAAGGAGAAGAGAUUCCUUCUUGUCCUCGAUGAUGUGUGGGAUGAGGACAUUAAAAAUUGGGAGGACUUAAAGAGCAGUUUGCAGGGAAUAAAAGAAAGUAAACAAAGUUGGAUUCUUGUCACAAGUCGUAGUGAAAAUGUUGCGUUAGUAAGGGAAACAACGCCUAAUCACAGACAUCAUCUUAAGGAAGUGAUAGAUGAGGAGUGCUGGUCCAUUAUCAAAGAAAGGGCAUUUGGAAACUCUUCCCUAUCUCCAGAACUGGAAGCUAUUGGAAGUGAUAUUUCUCAUAGAUGUGGAGGCGUGCCAUUGGUCGCAACUGUUAUAGGUGGAACUAUGUGCAACAAAUGGGAUAAAGACGAGUGGUUGUCGCUACGAGAUAGCUCUCUUUGGGGUUCAAUAGAAAAGAAUGAAGGAACUGUACGGGUUCUGAAAUUAAGUUUUGAUCGUUUGUCUUCCCCUUCUUUAAAGCAGUGCUUUGCAUAUUGUUCCAUUUUUCCUAAGGAUUUUAGGAUCGAAAGGGAGGAUUUGAUCCAACUUUGGAUGGCUGAAGGCUUUCUUCAACAACCCAAAGGAAGUUCACAUCUGGCGUUUGAGGAUAUUGGUAAUGAGUACUUCAAUAACUUGUUAUCGAAUUCCUUAUUGCAAGAUGUGGAAAAGGAUUUGUACGGAUGCAUUACAAGUUGCAAGAUGCAUGAUUUGGUUCAUGAUCUUGCUCAGUCCGUUUCACAUAUUAGGCAACAACAAAAUGUGUUUGAUGGUGUGGAACUGUGGCACUCUUUAUUCUUAAAUUCUGGGAGCUUCAUACACAUGGUAAGGGACUUCAAAGGUUUACGGGUUCUUAAGUUUGGCGGCGUUGAUAUAGCAUCAGUAUCAGAUUCAAUUUCCAAGCUAAAGCAUUUGAGAUACUUUGAUAUUUCAAAAACUCUCAUUGAGAGACUACCGAAGUCCAUCACUCAACUCUACCUUUUGGAGACAUUAAGAUUAUUGAUGUGCUUUAAGCUCAAAAAACUUCCUCGAGGAAUGAAAAUUUUAGUCAGCUUGAGGCAUUUAUAUCUCAGUUUUGGACGCCAUGUUCCUGUUGAGAUAGGACGUCUAUCUAUUAUUCGGACUUUGCCAUUAUUUGAGGUUUGUACAAAGAGGGGAAGACAAAUCGGGGAAUUGGGAUUUUUAGUCGAACUGGGAGGAGAACUGGUCAUUCGUGGUCUCAAGAAUGUUAGAGAUAAGGAAGAAGCUAUGGGAGCAAGAUUAUGGGAAAAGAAGAAAUUGCAGAAGUUGAUAUACUUAUGGAACUAUGGAAGGGAAGGAUGCAGUAAGGAGGAGGAAGAGUUAGAAGGGUUGGAGCCUCACUCAAAUUUGAAAAGCUUACAAAUUGUUCUUUUUAAGGGAGAGUAAUAUUCAUCAUGGUUGGUACAGAAGACUGGUGGUGUCCCAAGUCUUCUUUUCAACCCACGAAUCUGGUCGAUUUGAAACUACUACGUUACCAGAAUGUGAAGAUUCUUCCAACUCUUGGCCAAUAUCCC
Messenger RNA from Hibiscus syriacus, 2364 nucleotides. RefSeq names its product disease resistance protein RGA2-like. The coding region runs from base 53 to 2236 and encodes 727 amino acids. The record is from RefSeq and is a predicted model, not a curated record. The transcript is spliced from 2 exons. Lineage: Eukaryota; Viridiplantae; Streptophyta; Magnoliopsida; Malvales; Malvaceae. Gene Ontology annotation, molecular function: ADP binding. Gene Ontology annotation, biological process: defense response to other organism.